This is a messenger RNA of Cyclocybe aegerita, 846 nucleotides long. The record is from the annotation of a GenBank genome assembly. Lineage: Eukaryota; Fungi; Basidiomycota; Agaricomycetes; Agaricales; Hemipholiotaceae.
AUGUCGCUCAAUGUUCUUGCCAUUGGCAGCUCUCGCAACAUCGGGUACUUUUCCUCUAUCAGGCUCCUAGAUAAUGGAGCAACAGUAACAUUCCUCUUGCGCUCACCUGCGGUCUUCGACGCGGAUGAGACGAUCCAGAAGUACGUGAAGGCAGGGAAAGCGCGUCUCAUCAAAGGCGAUGCACUCGUGAAGGAGGACGUGCAACGCGCAUGGGACGAAGCAGGCAAAGAUGGUCCAGUCGAUGUGCUGCUUUUCACAGUCGGUGGCACACCAAAAUUCAGCGUCACGAAGGGUGCCGUGAUUGACCCCGCGAACCUCGUUACCCAAUCACUCUUCAACGUCCUCUGCACGCUGCCGACCUCCCAGCCCCAACCCCGCGUCAUUACGAUUUCCUCAACGGGCCUAACGCGCACCUCGCACGCCGAGCUGCCCUUUGCGCUCAAGCCUCUAUACAGCUACUUACUUGCUGCACCACAUAAGGACAAAGUAGGCGCGGAGCGACUCGUAGCGCACUGCGCCGGGUGGACAUGGAACACGAAGGACGACGGCGAGCCCGGGGACGAUAUCAUGGGUGCCAAGGGCGACGAGUGGAAGAAGAGGGAGGGGCUACCAGCCGAGGGGAGCUUGAAGAGGUUCUUGGUCAUCCGUCCGGCACUCCUGACGGAUGGGGAGUGCAAAGCUGAGGACGAGAAGGAAAAGAAGAAGGGCAAGCCGGGGUAUCGGGUCUCGGAGGGAGAACUGGGCGGCUGGACGGUAUCGAGGAAGGAUGUGGCACAUUUCGUCACUGACGCGAUCCUCAAUCGGUGGAGCGAGUUUCAGAAUAAGUGCGUUAGCAUUGCAUAUUAG